Verticillium dahliae VdLs.17 is the source of this 1533-nucleotide messenger RNA. RefSeq names its product cAMP-independent regulatory protein pac2. The record is from RefSeq and is a predicted model, not a curated record. Gene Ontology annotation, molecular function: DNA binding. NCBI's taxonomy places the organism in Eukaryota, Fungi, Ascomycota, Sordariomycetes, Glomerellales, Plectosphaerellaceae. The transcript has a single exon. The coding region runs from base 1 to 1533 and encodes 510 amino acids.
AUGUCUGCGGCUAAUGUCCCCCUUGAGGCCACCUGGCAAGGCCAUGUCGCCUCGACUCUUGAUGCCGUUGUUCUGUUCGAGGCUUGCCUGUCUGGCAAUCUUCGUCACGUCCCCCGUCGACCCCACGAUCGUGAGCGCCAAGAUCUUAUCCAGAGCGGUCAGAUCUUCAUCUACGAAGAACACGCUUCAGGUAUCAAACGAUGGACCGACGGCGUCACUUGGAGCCCGAGUCGAAUCCUCGGGAACUAUUUGAUCUACCGGGAGCUGGAGAGGCCAUUUCCACCCGGCGAGAAGAAGCGCGCCGCAAAGAAGAACAAGAAGCAGACCAACGGCGGCAUCUCCAAGAGCGAAGGGUGUCUACGACAGAACACAGGGAUGAAUGGGACCGCCACCGGCGCAAAUGCCGCGAACUUAUCCAGUGCGGGUUCCAUGGAUCCUUCCGAGGCAUCUAGGAAUCCUGAGCGCGCCUUGAUCGGAUCUCUGGUUGACUCAUACCCUUUCAAAGAGGGCGGACUUGUCAAGAAGACGAUCAGCGUUCAGUUCAGAAGCGUCCCGCAUCAUCUCGUCUCCUACUACACAGUUCAAGAUGUCAUGAGCGGUGCCCUCGCCACGCCUACAUCGCACUCGGGCUUUCUACGGAAUAUCGUUCCCCGGCCCGAGCUCAUCCUCAACCAAAACUUCAGAGCGCCAAUCGAUGAGGUAGAUGUAGACGACAAUCGUCUCAUACAGCAUCCGUUGAGCAGUGCGCACCAGGAGUAUGUGAAUCAUAUGCACCCUCCCACCUUCCGGACCUGGUCAGUACCUCACGUCAACAUGGCUGUGGCCAACCCAAGACAAUGGCCCACGAGCAUGGUUCCCGCCCAGCAACAACAAAUGCCACCCCCGCAGCAUGCGCAGUACCUGCAGACACAUCCGGGGGCCAUGGCGGCCCCCAUGCCCCCACCGAAUUACGCUCAACCUUCAACACACCAUCCAUAUGCCUACCAGGACGGUGUCAUGCGCCCUCAGGUGACGACGUCUUCGACGCUGGCUCCGGAUGUCUACAGAAACAUGCUUGUAGACCAACCGCUCUCCCGCCGGCACUCCACGGCCUAUGACUUGAGCAACUCGAGCCACGCCAUCGGGCUCACUCAGACCAUGUCCAACAACCCAGUGGACCCGAUCAGAAACAUGAGCCAUCCCUUCAUGCAAGCUACGCCUGUCUACGGCAAUAGCGGACGUCUGCAGGAGCCGGUGCAGCAUUCGGACGCAUUCCCCUCGCCCCGAACACUGCCUCAGCAAGAACCCGGUCUCGAUGGCUCUCAGCAGCAUUCUGCGAGUCUCAAACUGGAAGGAGAAGAGUCGCAUUUGCAGCACAACAAUUCCUGGGGCACGUAUGAUGUAGCGGCUACGCAUGAUGUGUUCUUGGGUGGCACCAACACUGAUCAAAGUCAGCCAUUUUUGAAUCCGGAAGGCGAGGAGGAGCAAUACGACGAAAAUAAUCCGCCACCCACUUGGCCGCCAGGUUCCAAUAAUUCCAUGGGGAGACUGUAA